AUAGCUGUGGCGGGACGGUGGCUUCGGAUUGGGUGGCUGGGGUGGAUCGAUGGUUUGGGCGCGUCGCCGUGUGGCGGCGGCUGUGGUAGGAGGUCUGAGGUGAAAAUGUCGGGGCGCCAGGCCCCUGAAGGCAAAAAGUUGAUUCGCUCCGCUAGUGGGCUUCGAAUGGUCCCCGAAAGCCGGGCUGCGCAGAGCCCUUUCGGAUUGGAAGAGCCGCCGUGGGUGCCGGAUAAGGAGUGUCCUAGAUGUAUGCAGUGCAAUACAAAGUUUGACUUCAUAACCAGAAAGCAUCACUGCAGGAGAUGUGGAAAGUGCUUUUGUGAUAAAUGCUGCAGCAAGAAAGUGCCUCUGCCUCGUAUGUACUUUGUUGAUCCUGUACGCCAGUGUGCUGAAUGUGCUCUCAUUUCUCAAAAAGAAAUGGAGUUCUAUGACAGGCAACUCAAAGUGCUUAUGAAUGGUGCUACAUUCUUUGUAACUCCAGGGACAUCAGAAAAAACAGAAAUGAUGGUUUGUCGACUUUCCAACAACCAGAGGUAUCUAUUUUUGGAUGGAGAAAGCCAUUAUGAAAUAGAAAUUUCACAUAUCUCCACGGUCCAAAUUCUUACUGAAGGAUUUACUCCUGGAGAAAACGACAUUCAUACUUAUACCUGCCUCUUGGAAAGUGAACACAUUAUGGAAGGAGGCAAUACUCGUGCUACAGGUAUGCUGCUUCAAUACAAAGUACCAGGAUCAGAUGAAUUCAAACAGAUUAAAUUUACUGCCGGUGAAGAUUUCAGUUCCAAUAAAAAGCUAUCAGCUACCUGGCUGGCAGCAAUGCAUAAGGCAGCAAAACUACUUUAUGAAUCUCGGGAACAAUAGGUAGUUUUUUGGAAUUGAGGGGAAAAGUUCAACUCUAAAAAUAAGCUUCUUACUACUUGCUAUUUACACAUGGUAUAGGGAUUCUCCCUUCCUCCUUUCCUACGUUAAAUGUGGUUCAUCAUGUGAGCACUGGCCAAUUAUAAUGUGAGUAUUUGGACCUAUAAGUAUUCACUUAUUUCGUGUGCAAUAUGUAUACAGUUUAUUAAUGCUUUAAAUAGAGCUCUGCAUCUAUGACUUUAUUUUGUUAAAUCUUAUCUGCACUUAAUAUGUAAAAUGAAGUGUGACCUGCACUAUUGCUAAAUAUAUAGCACAACUUUUAUAAUACAAAUUAUGUAAUUCAUUUAAAACCAAUCCUCAUUGUUCCUGGAAAAAGUUCUUCAGAAAUGUAGAUCUCAGGUUUUCCCCCUAUAUAUCCAAAUGAUCUAUCAAAUCCGUCUUAGGUAUUAUUUUAUAUAGAAUCACCCUUUCUUCUGGUGAGGGGUUUGUAUCAUGAGAUUAAAGCUUUUUUUGUUGUAAAAUUAAGAUUUACAAAAUACUACAAAUAGUGCUGUAUAAAUUGGCCUUUUUGAAUGAAACUGUCAGCAAAAUUGUUUUUGAGAUUUUAUAGACAUUUUGUGAUAAUUUGGGAUUUGGCUAAUAAAAUCUUAUCAAAUACUAUGUAAUCUUGUCUGAGGUAGCACUAUUGGGAAUUCAUUUAACUAAUACGUAGAUCGGUGUUGUCAAUUUGAACUUGGUAUGAAAUCAAGUACAAAUUAAGCAGGAAAAAAGUAAAAAAUAAAUACAAAUACAGAAAGUU
Molecule: messenger RNA, 1654 nt
Organism: Pseudonaja textilis
Lineage: Eukaryota; Metazoa; Chordata; Lepidosauria; Squamata; Elapidae
Gene: ZFYVE21
Product: zinc finger FYVE-type containing 21
Molecular function (GO): metal ion binding
Source: RefSeq, a predicted model, not a curated record